Molecule: messenger RNA, 6927 nt
Organism: Penicillium verhagenii
Lineage: Eukaryota; Fungi; Ascomycota; Eurotiomycetes; Eurotiales; Aspergillaceae
Product: CCR4-NOT core subunit CDC39
Exons: 4
Coding region: 1-6927 (2308 amino acids)
Biological process (GO): nuclear-transcribed mRNA catabolic process, deadenylation-dependent decay
Cellular component (GO): P-body; CCR4-NOT core complex
Molecular function (GO): molecular adaptor activity
Source: RefSeq, a predicted model, not a curated record
AUGACCUUCCCUCCCCCUCACCCUUCUGCCCAAUCAUCGAUUGCUUCUGGCACCGAUAAAUCUUCAUCGACCAAGACUGAGAUUGGUGCCUGGGGUCGGUCCGCGUCGCAGUCCGGAAUUCGUCGUGGGUUGACUCCUCUCGCGACAAACCUCUCCUCCGCCACCGCUCCCUCUGCUUCUGCCCGGGGCUUGGAUGCAGGCCCUGGGGUCUCUACACAAUCAUCUUUCUCUGCCGUUCUGAGUUCUACCAGGGGUCUCUCUGGCGGUAGCCCCAAGCCUGUAACCUCGCCAUUCACUUCACUACAGACUGGCUCGCAACAGCAAGCUCAGUCGCUUUCUUCACCCAAGUUUCGAUCACACACCCCAUCCGCUGGGUCUUAUUUCGCCUCAGCAACAGGUUCCGUCACGGGUGCUGGAGGCUCAGGGGGAGGCGGAGGGCCGGGUUCUUCCAGAGGUGUAGCCUUUUCACCACUGUCGUCCGGCACAACCGUGAAUUCACCCACGGGCUUUGCUUCAGACAAGCCCGGAUCGGCAGCUGCCCACUCGAGCCAAUCGUCGCUCACGAAGAUCUCAAUUGCACAAGUCUUCCUCCUAUUAGACUCGAUUACAGAGAAGGAAGGAAAAGAAAAGUGGGAGACAAAGGCUGCUCAGAUCCAUAAGCUUGUGACAUCAAACGGCAUGGAGGUCUUUUCAAAGUACUUCCGUCGCCUUCUCACUGGCAAUGCGCCCCAGAUUUUUCCUGGGGUGAACAAGUCUGUCGAAAAUGCGGGCAACUACACCCUUCUCGUGCAGGAAAUGACAAAAGUUUCCUCGGAUAUCGAACAUGCCCAGAAGAUUGCAGAGACAGUAGAUACGUCCGAAGGUGACAUAUUUCGGGAUUUCGAUCUCUCCACUUUCUUGGAUCACUUCCGUUUGGAUCCCAUUGUGAAGGUUUCUCUCGCUUUGGCGUUCAAAAUGUCAACCAAAUCCGAUCUUCGUGCCAAGGCCGAUGCUAUCCUCUCCAACUCUCUUAAUCCCUUCCUCCAUAGCCUAUCGGCCGCCACCGAAGCACACAAGGAUUUCAACGACGCCUUCCUUGGCAUGACAAUCGAACGAUUCAUCCUCUACCCUCCCCGCAGUUUCACCGACGAUGUUAAGGCUAAGCUGGUCUACGCAACUAAUAUGCGAUACCAGAAGGUGGGCAUGGAGAUGCCAUCCCAAGUCUCCUCUGCCUUGCAAAUGUUCAACUUUGUGAACCCUCGGUAUACCCUUGUUCGCCAGCUCCACUCCAAAGGACCCCGUGCAACGGCCAAUGUCGAGGCACUCACUGAGAUGAUCAAUGGGGCGGGCCCGGAUAGCUGGUCCGAAGAGACUUUUGCCAGUGCCCUUCUCUUCAUGGCUCUCUCUCAGUACCACCUUCAGUUUUCUUUGGACAUUCUUAUCAGUGCCUAUGCCGACAAGCAACUCAACUGGGCUCUCGUGUUUCGGCAAUUUGACCGAGACGGCCUUAGAGUGAACCACGUUCAGUUCGGCAAGCUGUAUGCUGCGCUUUCUGCAGCUGCAUUUGAUGAUCCCUCCCUGGACAUGCAGAAGCUGUGGGGUGGGAAAUGGGACAACCAGGAAACCCAGAUCUCAUUCUUAACAGGCUUGGUAGCAUCUCAAGUCGAUCCCUCACAGAUUCGCGACUUCCGUGCGACAUUCCCUCCCGACUUCUUUGACGAUGCACCUGAGAUGAUUAAGCUGCUGGGAGAGCGUGCAGCCAAAUCUCCUCUUCGUUCCACGGAUGCGAUUAAAGCGGUCUUCGACUUGGCGCUAUUGGACCAGGUCCACUGGGGCACGAAAGAAAGCCAGCACCUGAUCAAGACUGUCGUGCAGUUCGACCUCCCUGUGUUCCUUAUCUCCGCGUUGGCUAUCCCCCAGCCUUGGUCGAAUGUUCAACAGAGCUUUGUUCUCCGGACUUUCGUCGUGUUUAUAUCAAAACAAGAAGAUGGCUUCCAGCUGGCUCUCCACGGAGCUUGGCGUCAAGAUCGGCAGUGGGUUUCCGAGCAACUGUUUGCAGCUUUUAGCCAAGACCCCACUUCUACUGCAAUGAUCUAUGAGCACGCCGCGAGCUUUGGCUGGCUUGAGUAUCUGCUUGGCUUCACCAAUGGGCUUGCACUGGAUCUUGCUUGUUACUCUGACCGCAGGGGCUCGUUUGAUCUCGGCCAAUGGAUUCGCAGUACCGCACAGAAGGGCCAAGUUGACAUGGGCAGCCUUUUGUCAAAGUUCUUGAGAAUCAAGGCUGAGGAUGAGCUUCAUGUACAGCGAAAGGAGCAGCCAACCCCGCAAAUGGUCAGCCUUUCGGUCAAGACUGUUUACACCCUUCUUACCGUGUUGGAAGAAUUCGUCGGGGACCGUGAGAACCUUACCCCAGUUCAACGUAUUUGCAUCCAGACCUACCCUCGAUUGAUCAACUAUGGUGAAGGGUUCGAUGAAAUAAUCAAUGCCAAUGGCGAAAAUGGCAACACCUUGCCUGAAGCUAUUGAUAAGCAGAUGCAGGCAUUGUUUGGCAAAAUGUACCACGAUGAGCUUUCGCUCAGAGAGAUGCUGGAGCUUAUGCGGCAGUACAAGUCAUCGCCCAAGCCCGAGGAGCAAGAGCUCUUUGCUUGUAUGGUGCAUGGUCUCAUCGAUGAAUACCAUUGCUACCAUGAAUACCCACUGGAUGCCCUGACAAAGACAGCAGUAAUGUUUGGUGGCAUCAUUAACUUCCGAUUGGUUGAUGGAAUCACCCUCAAGGUUGGCCUUGGCAUGAUUCUGGAGGCUGUCAGGGAGCAUGAAGUCCACAACCCGAUGUUCAAGUUCGGCGUAGAGGCAAUUGAACAGCUUAUGGAUCGUCUCCCUGAAUGGGCAGGUUUCUGUCAUCUUCUGCUCCAAAUUCCGACCUUGCAAGGCACGCCGAUUUUCCAGAAAGCCGAAGAGGUUCUAAGGGCCCAGGGCAAGGAAAUCGCCGACGGAGAGGCUGAAAAGUGGAACAUCCGCCCCUCUCCCUUGCUGAAUGGUGAUAACGAUGAUCGCUCUGUGGAUGGCAGUUCCUUCAAAUUCCGAUCUGUUUCAGUGGACUCACCGUUGCGGUCAGAGCUUUAUCAGGAUCCAAACGAAGACACCCAGGACAAGAUUUUGUUUGUAUUAAACAAUGUCUCUGAACAAAACAUCGAGGAGAAGCUACGUGAUCUACGUGAGGUCUUGACUGAACAGCACCAUCAAUGGUUUGCAGCUUAUCUGGUAGAAGAACGCGCCAAAUUGCAGCCAAACUUCCAGAAACUCUACCUUGACCUUCUUGACCGGAUUGGAGAUAGAAUCCUCUGGGCUGAGGUCUUGCGAGAGACCUACGUGAGUGUCUCUAAGCUGUUGAACUCCGACGCCACCGUUAGCUCCUCCACUGAACGAGGCCAUCUCAAAAAUCUCGCUGCCUGGCUUGGUGCAUUGACCAUCGCCAAAGACAAGCCAAUCAAGCACAAGAACAUCUACUUCAAGGGGAUGCUCAUGGAAGGUUAUGAUUCCAGCCGCCUUGGGGUCGCAAUUCCAUUCACUUGCAAGGUUCUUGUUCAGGCAGCCAAAUCUACAGUAUUCAAGCCCCCCAACCCAUGGUUGAUGGACAUCCUGGGCCUUUUGCUGGAACUUUACCACUUUGCCGAAUUGAAAUUGAACAAUAAGUUCGAAAUUGAGGUUUUGUGUAAAGAAAUUGCCCUUGACCACAAGACAGUUGAGCCCUCUACCUCCCUCAGGGAACGCAUUUCCCGAGGCGAAGAAGUCUUGCCAGUACCUUCAAACAUUCCAGAGGGACUCGAAGCGUUCGAAGACAUGGGUCUCAGCUCCAUCAAUCAGGGCAUCCGCAAUGAGCGGCUGUCGCCUGCUGCUAUCUUGUCGAAUCUGCCAAGCCUUGACAAGAUUCUUGUUCUACCCCCGUCGGCGAGUGGCAUGGUAGACCCCAUCAUUCUAAGAACCAUUGUCACAUCUGCAGUAGAGCGUGCUAUUGCGGAAAUUAUUACCCCCGUUGUGGAGCGUUCGGUAACCAUCGCAUCUAUUUCUACUGUACAACUUGUCUCGAAGGACUUUGCCAUGGAGCCCGACGAGGAGAAGGUGCGCCAUGCCGCCGGGAUCAUGGCCCGACAGCUCGCCGGAAGCCUUGCCUUGGUCACCUGCAAAGAACCGUUGAAGGUCAGCAUGACCAAUUACAUUAGAAUGAUCCAACAAGAGGUAUCGGAUCAGCCCAUGCCCGAAGGCUUGAUUUUGAUGUGCGUCAAUGAUAACCUUGAUGCUGCUUGCGGCAUUGUCGAGAAGGCCGCUGAAGAAAAGUCACUUCCCGAAAUUGAGAAGAUGAUUGAACCUCAGCUGGAAGCACGUCGCCGUCACAUUACCAACCGGCCUAAUGAUGCUUUUAUCGAUCCUUCAAUGAACCGCUGGAGUUUCUACAUUCCAGAGCCUUAUCGUCAAACCCCCGGUGGUCUGAACAAGGACCAGCUGGCAAUUUAUGAAGAAUUUGCACGCCAAUCGCGAGGCACCGCAGCUGUUGUCCACCCCCCAGGCAUUUCAGCCGACGCAGGCCGUCAACUCCCCGACGUACUUCAAGAGUCGUAUCCGACUAUUCCAAACCUUUCCACCCCCGCCGAACAGCCCGCUGUUCCCCACCGGACACCCCAACCACAGGCUGUGUCACAGACCAGCGGUGCUCCUACCAAUGGUUACCUCGACCACGUAAACCCACGUGAGAAGGUUGAGUCUCUCAUUUCUGAACUUCAACUGGCUACUCGCGAGGCUUCAGAGGAACAUGUGAGGGAUCUUGGCAGAGAUAGCGCUGUGCUCCAAGAGUACAACACGGCUUUGCGCACUAUCUUGGCCUCGCCCAAUGGUGAAGAGCUGGCACGACUGACCUCUCUGAAGGUCUGUACCACUCUUUACUCGCAAGCAUCUUCCACCCUCGAACUUGAAGUUCUUGUGCACCUCCUUGCUAAGCUUUGCGAUAUGUCCACGGUUAUUGCACGCUACACAUGGGCGCUUCUGGCGGAGAUUGAUGACGAGCACAUGUUCAAUGUGCCUGCCACUGUCUCUCUAAUCGAUGCUGGUCUUCUGGACAUUCGUCGUGUUGACAUGGUGCUGGCCCGCCUAAUUUCCCAGAAGGACGUCCGUGCAUUGGAACUGCUCGACGACUUGAUGAGCCGUGUUCUGCUCAACGAUGAACCCGCAGCUCUUAGAUCAGACUUCUCCGGCAGUCUCGAAGCAAUGAGCCAAUGGCUUGCCGAGGACCCCGGCCUGAUUCCCGCCCUGGAGAUCAUCCGCAAGCUGCGUGACUGUGGCAUUCCUGAAGUUGUCAACCCUCUACUCACUGACUCCGCCAGGUCUAAGCGAGACCAGAUGGAGUACAUUUUCAGCGAGUGGAUUGGAAUUUACAAGGCUACCGGUGCCACUGACAGAAUUUACCACUCCUUCCUCCAGGAUAUUCACAAUCGUCAAGUCAUGAACAACCCUGAAGAUUCAGCUUUGUUCUUCCGUCUUAGCAUUGAAAUCUCCGUGGGAAUGUACGAUCAUGAGUCUCAGAACCCCCACGGUAGCCUCGAUGAAGCUUUCCUCUACAUCGAUGCCCUCGCAAAGCUUGUCAUUCUUCUUGUCAAGUUCCAGGGCGAGCACGCCGGUGCUGUUAAGGCCAACAAGCCAGCUUACUUCAGCUCCAUUCUCUCUUCUCUGGUUCUCGUUCUUAACCACCACCAGGUCAUGCGAGGUGAGGCCUUUAACCAGCGCGUGUUCUUCCGUCUGUUCUCUACUCUCCUAUGUGAAUAUUCUCUGGCCGGCUUCCAACACCACGAAGAACACAAGGGCAUGAUCUUUGCUUUUGCCAACCGCCUGUUAUCUCUUCAGCCCAAAUACAUCCCAGGAUUUGUAUAUGGUUGGUUGGCUUUGGUCUCUCACCGCGUUUUCAUGUCAGACAUGCUCAACAUGCCGGACCGUGAAGGCUGGGCACCUUAUUGUGAGAUCAUGCAAGCCUUGCUUUCUUACAUCGGAGAGCAGCUUAAGGGUUCUGAGAUUACCUACGUCGCCAAAGACUUGUACAAGGGAGUGCUCCGCAUCUUAUUGAUCUUGCACCAUGACUUCCCGGAGUUUGUUGCUGAGAACCAUUUCCAAUUCUGCAAUGUGAUUCCAGCCCACUGUGCUCAGCUGCGCAAUCUCGUUCUUAGCGCCUACCCAUCGUCUUUCCAAAAGCUCCCGGAUCCUUUCCGCGAGGGUCUCAAAGUGGAACGUAUCGAGGAGAUGCGGGAAAUUCCCAAGAUCGCGGGCGAUGUUUCGGCACCUUUGGAACAAGCAAACAUUAAGGGCGUUGUCGACGCCAUUAUUCAAAGCGGAAAUGCCUCUGAGGCCAUCGUGCAGCAGCUUUGCGACGCUGUUACUAGCCCUGAAUCCACAGACACUGCUUUGAUGCAAGUGCCCAUCAACGUCGACGUUGUUCUUCUCAACGCGUUGGUCUUGUACAUUGGCCAGCAAGCUGCAGAGGAGCAAGCCUUGAAGAGCAACAUCCGUAGUGCCUUCGAAAACUCCGCCCACGCGGCCCUCCUCGAGAAACUUGCUGAAGCCAUGCAGCCCGAGGCUCGAUAUUACCUUUUAAGUGCGAUGGCAAAUCAGCUGCGAUACCCCAAUAGCCAUACGUACUUCUUCAGCUUCACCAUCCUGCGCCUGUUCGGUGUCGACUUUUCCGAGCAGGAUGACUCCGACAUUCGCCAGCAGAUCAUCCGCGUGCUUUUGGAACGCCUCAUCGUCCACCGACCCCACCCGUGGGGCUUGAUCAUAACUUUGCAGGAGCUGCUUCAAAACCGGAGCUAUUCCUUCUUCCGCCUUCCCUUUAUCCAGGCGGCCCCCGAGAUUGGUCGGCUUUUUGAUGCCCUCCUCCAACACAUCCAGCAGCAAAGCCCUCGUCCUUAA